AUGAAAAGUGGAGGAUAUGUACAGCAAUAUUUUGAACUUGAAAAUUUCAAUUUUACUUUAUUUUGUCAAAAUAUACAGUUUUAGUAGAAGGUAAUCUGAAAAAAAAAAUUAAAAACCCUGCUGGACUCGAACCUGCGACCUACAUUUCAGCAGUCGGUAUGCUAACCUACUGAACAACUCGGUUAGGUAUUUAAAUUGAAAAGGAAAAGUCAAAUAUUGCUGAUUGAUUUUCUCAUCCAUGUUUUCCAAGGAAGUCAGACAUUAUGACGAUGUAGAGUACCUUCAGAUUUUUCACCCGGUGAUCUCCUUCUCAUUAAUAUGAUGUAACCUCAUAUUUUAACCAAUCAAAAUACUUCUAGUGUAAAAAUGGCGGAAAAGGUUGAAGGGGUGUUUUGAGUAACAUCAAGUUGUAAAUCCAGUCUAGCUCACAUAUUUUAUCAAUUUACUGUCUUUGUUUUUUGCUACCUGCAUACACUUCACAUGCGGUAAACGCAAAAUCCUUGCCCGGGAUUGCAACCAUCAUGGUAAGAUUUGCUUUGGCGGGCUUCCGUUUUAGGGAGAAUUCGUUAAGUAUAUAAACUAAUAAAAAUAUUAGAAAGAGAUAUCGCUUUCUCUUUGAGAGAUCUCUCUUUUUUUAACGAUUAAAGAGAUAUCUCUUAAACUUUAAGGUAUAUCGCUCUAGGAAUUUUUAGAGAGAUAUCUCUUCAAGUGGAGGAGAUAUCUCUACUAAAAGUAAGAGAUAUCUCUCAGAGUAAAAGAGAUAUCUCUUUAAAUGAAAGAGAUAUCUCUCUCAGAGUGAAAGAGAAAUCACCCUAAGUGUAAGAGAUAUAUCUUUAAAGUGAAAGAGAUACCUCUUUUAUCUAGAGAUAUCUCUUAAAAUUAAGAGGUAACUCUCAUUUUAAAGAGAUUUUUCUUUAAAAUCAGAUAUAUCUCUUUAAUUCAAAGAGAUGUCUUAUUUUUCAAAUAAAUAGUAAUGUUAGGGCUUGCCAUAGAAGUGCCAUCUAUUAUUGAGACGAUAGGUCCCUAGCUACAACUUUAGCCUAGGUAAUUUUUUGUCGCAAACCACCCCUAUUGUCUCCGUUCAUGCACGCGCUUAGAUCGACGGACUAGAACUCAGUAGACUAGUACUCAGUAAGAAGGGCUAGCGACGAUGUGGUUUUUUUUUUUAAAUAGCAGUGUCUUAUUCGCGUUCGGAAACCCUUGCCUCCUGAAAGUGGUAAUCAUACAGUAACCUCAGGUGACUGCAAUUGUGCAGAUUUGAACAUAUUCAACAGCCCCUACUCUCGGUUCGUUUACAAGCGAAGGAUGACGACCUUACAACUUGAAGAUCUGUCCUGUCCAAUAUGUCUGGAGUUGUACGAUUAUCCCAUCAUGUUACCUUGUCUCCACAGUUUCUGUGUAGGAUGUUUGCGAGAACUCGCUGACGGUAAUACCGCUACCACCAUCGCUUGUCCCCAGUGUCGGAGAGACGUACAGGUACCUAGCGGAGGUGUUGAAAAUUUUCCCAAAAAUUUCAGCUUGGCGAAUAAUGUGAAAAAAGUCAAGCAACAAGAAGAGCAAAAAUUAUCAUCGAAUGCAGACUCUGCAAAACAUUCUUCGUCAUCAAUCGACCAAACUCAAGCCUUUUCAGAUUUUGGUAUAGAUCCAUCUCCAUGGGAGUUUCCCCCGCCACAUGAUUUUCCUCCAAUAUUCCACCAUCACCACGGUUCUCCAUGGACACACCACAGACCGCCCGGAUGUCAGCGAAGAGGUUUUCAUCAACCCCCUUCUCCCCCACACAGACCACACCCCAGGGGGCCCCACGAGCAGCCUCCACCUUGGCAUCGCCAUAGCCACCAUCAUCACCCUCCUCCACCAUGGCACCACCCAAGAGGCCCACCUUCCCAUGAAUGAAUUGUCUACUGAUGUUCUACUGAAUGUUCGAAAGAUUUUAAUAAAAUGAUUUUAAUUUUUUUUU
Messenger RNA from Ostrea edulis (European flat oyster), 1957 nucleotides. RefSeq lists its product as uncharacterized. The record is from RefSeq and is a predicted model, not a curated record. Gene Ontology annotation, biological process: positive regulation of DNA-templated transcription. The transcript is spliced from 3 exons. Lineage: Eukaryota; Metazoa; Mollusca; Bivalvia; Ostreida; Ostreidae. Gene Ontology annotation, cellular component: nucleoplasm; chromatin. Gene Ontology annotation, molecular function: ubiquitin-protein transferase activity. Bases 1306 to 1893 code for a protein of 195 amino acids.